GGAGCAAAGCUAAAUGUAGAGUUCAAUGCCAUGUUUCAGCCACUUAAUAAACUAGGACGGUCGUUUAAGGGGUAGUUGGGUCAGAUUGUGCGCAAUCCACACCGAGUUCCUCUAACUUAUCUUAGUUGGGGCUCAGUACCUGAAGAUAUUGUGGAAGGCAUUUGGAAGGAGGUUCAGGAUAACUUGUUAUAUGCUCCAGAAGGGUUGAAGCAAGUGGUCAUAGACUCAUGUAACAAAUUAUGGAAGGAUCACAAACAUAAGACUAAGACCAAUCACUACAAGCCUUUUAAAGAUGAUCCAAAUAUCAAUGAAAAAGUGCCUUUGGACAUUUUGCCAGAACAAUGGAGGGUGAUGGUGGAGUAUUGGAGUAGUAAAGAUGCAAUGAAGAUUGCUAGUCGCAAUUCUAAAAAUCGAGAGCUGCGUGGUCCAGUGCAUAGGACCGGGAGAACACCCUUUGCCGAUGUACGACAUAAGAUGAUGACUGAUGGAGAGAGCACUAACAAAAUGAGUGUCUUCAUGAAGACACGCAUGAUAACCGAUCCAGAUGUGAAAUUAUUUUUGGAUGAGUAUAAUGAGCAACUCUCAAUGAUAGACGAGCCCCUCAGGACAGAAGAGGUACAAGAUAAGAUUUUCCAUAACCUAGUAGGAAAGGAUGGACACGGAUAUUGCAAGACUUAUGGGAUAGGUGUGCCUCGAAGUGCAGUGUACAAAAAAGAUGUCAGUCCAUCACAAGCAUCCUCAUCAUCGACUGUUGAGGAGAUCACUCAACAAGUACGCCAAACAGUUACUGAAGAGAUCGAGCAAAGGCUGACGGUUGAGAUUGAGCAAAGGGUCACUGAGAAGUUGAAGACAGAGUUCGAGCAAGUUAGAGCUUGGAUGGACUUCAUAAGGUCCCAAGGUGGCCUAAGUGGUAUACAGCUUCCAAAUGCCUCUAGUGGACGUCAACAAGUCAGGAAGUCUGUAGGAGAUCAUGAUAGUCAAGAUGAUGAGUUGUUGGGUUCUCCUGUGCAGGUAUCUCUAUUACAUAAUGUAAUAUUCACAAUCACACGCAAUUGAGGUUAAGGGUUAGCCUACUGAAAACCCGAUUUAGUGUUAUUGUUGCUGUUGAACCUAUUUUCCUGAUGUUGAACCUAAAGUAAGACUGAUUAGUGUUGAACCUAUUUUGCAUUUCUUAAUAGUGUUGAACCUGUUUUGCAUUCGUUUUGAGCAGCCAUCAACAUUUAAUUUCAGCUUUCCUACAGGUGGACAAAACCAUUUGAUUAGUCUAGGAUGAGAGGGAUUCGAGUGGAGGAUAGAUUGGAAGGCCUCAUCAAU
Camellia sinensis is the source of this 1314-nucleotide messenger RNA. NCBI's taxonomy places the organism in Eukaryota, Viridiplantae, Streptophyta, Magnoliopsida, Ericales, Theaceae. The record is from RefSeq and is a predicted model, not a curated record.